Messenger RNA from Microthlaspi erraticum, 930 nucleotides. The record is from the annotation of a GenBank genome assembly. NCBI's taxonomy places the organism in Eukaryota, Viridiplantae, Streptophyta, Magnoliopsida, Brassicales, Brassicaceae.
AUGGCUUUUCUUGGUAAAUUCGGAAACAUAUUGAAGCAGACAACGAGCAAGCAGUUCAAUGCUCAGGGCUCACUAUCAAGCCCUUCGCUUUUUCAGGCGAUAAGAUGCAUGUCAUCCUCUAAGCUCUUUAUUGGAGGUAUGGAAUAUGGCAUGAAUGAGGAUAGCUUAAGAGAAGCUUUCAGCAAAUACGGUGAAGUCGUUGAAACUAGGGUUAUUUUGGAUCGUGAAACUGGUAGGUCGAGGGGAUUUGGAUUUGUUACAUUCACUUCCACAGAGGCGGCUUCUAGUGCUAUUCAGGCUUUGGAUGGUCAGGAUCUCCAUGGCCGGAUUGUUAAAGUGAAUUAUGCACACGACAGAACAAGUGGCGGUGGUUUUGGAGGUGGUGGCUAUGGAGGAGGUGGUGGUGGCUAUGGAGGCGGUGGAGGUGGCUAUGGAGGUGGUGGUGGAGGUUACGGUGGUGGUGGCUAUGGAGGCAAUCCUGGUGGUUAUGGAGGCAAUUCUGGUGGCUAUGGAGGUGGUGCUGGUGGCUAUGGAGGCGGUGGUGCUGGUGGCUAUGGAGGUGAUGCUACUGGUGGCCAGGGAGGUGGUGCUGGAUAUGGUGGAAGCGGUGGCUAUGGAUCUAGCGGCAACAGUUAUGGUGAUGGUUCAAGUGCCAGUGCAGGUGCUGUUGGUGGCUAUAAUGGAAGUAGUGGUUAUGCAAGUGGCAAUACUUACGGUAGCAGCAACGGUGGAUUCGCUGGAGACAACCAGUUUGGAGGAAACCCUGUUGGUGGCAACAGCUCUCAGUUUGGUGGUGACAACACUCAGUCUGGUGUUGGUGGCCAAUUUGGCGGCGAGCCUCAGUUUGGAAACGUGGAGAACACUGAGACGAAGAUGGAGACUGGACCAGUGGAUGGAGAUUUUGAAGAUGAUGUUGCUAAAAGAGCUUGA